This is a messenger RNA of Poecilia latipinna (sailfin molly), 2734 nucleotides long. Its product is annotated as 5'-AMP-activated protein kinase subunit gamma-2-like. Gene Ontology annotation, biological process: regulation of catalytic activity; protein phosphorylation. Gene Ontology annotation, cellular component: nucleus; cytoplasm; nucleotide-activated protein kinase complex. The record is from RefSeq and is a predicted model, not a curated record. The transcript has 18 exons. Gene Ontology annotation, molecular function: protein kinase regulator activity; AMP binding; protein kinase binding. Bases 178 to 2052 code for a protein of 624 amino acids. NCBI's taxonomy places the organism in Eukaryota, Metazoa, Chordata, Actinopteri, Cyprinodontiformes, Poeciliidae.
GACAGGACACACCUGGACCCAACCGGAACCACGGGGACCCACCAGAACCCAACUGGACCCACCAGGAACCAACCAGAACUAACUGGACCCAACCGGAACCAACCAAAAACAAACUGGACCCAACCAGAAACAAACUGGACCCAACCGGAACCACUCCGUUCUAGCAGGACCUUCAGUAUGUCGUCCCUGGACCCAACUGGACCGGACAGGGACCGACGCAGGAAGCGGGUUCCCUUGAACUGGACCUCCGGUCCACGCUCCGCCCCGAACAGAACCUCCAGCUUCAAGAUGAGUCCGACUCCUCCCAGAACCGUCUUCCCCGACCCGACUGGACUACAAGACUCCCCACCCAAGGCUCCACGCAGGCUGAGCUUCAGUGGGAUCUUCAGGUCCUCCAGGGAGUGGAACCAGCAACCCGUGGCGGCCCACAAGCUGAUUGGACGGAACCACAGAGACAAGGCCAGAGCCCACAGCCAGUUCCCCCCCUCUCCUCCAGCCCUGUCCUCCCACAGGCAGGUGGGUGGUUUCCACCUGGAGACGUACCUGACGGAGCCGCGGCGUCCGGAGGCCAGCAGGCGGCGCUCUUACUCCUCCCCUCCUGACAGCACUCACCUGGCGACCUCCACCUGCAGCCGGCCGCCCUCUCAGGCCCCGCCCCCUCAGGCUCUUCCUCCACCUGCCUCUACCCACACCUGGAGCCAGGUGGAGGUCCCUAGCGGCAUGUCGGAGCAGCCGGAUCAGAUGGACCCCGGAGAUGCCGGGUCCGAGGAGCCGGAGAGAGACAUCUACAUGCGCUUCAUGAAGUGCCACAAGUGCUACGACAUCGUCCCCACCAGCUCCAAACUGGUGGUGUUUGACACAACGCUGCAGGUGAAGAAGGCCUUCUUCGCUCUGGUGGCUAACGGGGUGAGAGCGGCUCCUCUGUGGGAGAGCAAGAAGCAAAGCUUUGUGGGGAUGUUGACCAUCACAGACUUCAUCAACAUCCUGACCAGAUACUAUAAAUCCCCCAUGGUGCAGAUCUAUGAGCUGGAGGAGCAUAAGAUCGAGACGUGGAGAGAGCUGUACCUGCAGGAGACCUUCAAACCUCUGGUGCACAUCUCACCUGAUGCCAGUGUGUUCGAAGCGGUCCACUCCCUGAUAAAGAACAAGAUCCACCGGCUUCCUGUCAUCGAUCCGAUCAGCGGCAAUGCUCUCUACAUCCUGACUCACAAGCGGAUCCUGAAGUUCCUGCAGCUCUUUGUGUGUGAGAUGCACAUGCCAGCCUUCAUGAAGCAGACACUGGAGGAACUUGGAGUGGGAACGUACUCCAACAUUGCCUACAUCCACCCCGACACACCGCUCAUCAUGGCCCUGUCUGUGUUCACACAGCGCCGGGUCUCUGCGCUGCCCGUUGUGGAUCAUAGCGGGAAGGUGGUGGACAUCUACUCCAAGUUUGACGUGAUUAACCUGGCAGCUGAGAAGACCUACAAUAAUCUGGAUGUGACGGUCACCCAGGCUCUAAGACACAGAUCGCAGUACUUUGAAGGCGUCAUGAAGUGCAACAAGCUGGAAACACUGGAGACCAUCGUGGACCGGAUCGUGAAGGCUGAGGUCCACAGGCUGGUCGUGGUUGACGAUGAGUCUCAUAUCAUUGGCAUCGUGUCGUUGUCGGACAUUUUGCAGGCGCUGGUUCUGAUGCCUGCUGGACUGGGGCGGAAGGAGUCCGUCACCUCCCAACCAGAAUCCCUGAACCCAGCGGAACCAGAACCAGCAGCUCCAAAUGGGUCAGACCAGGACCCGGUUCUGGAGCUGGAGGCAGAAAGCAUCCCGGGACCGGCAGGCAAGCCAGAGACAGAAACCGAAACAGAUCACAAUCAGGACCAGGACCAAGACCAGGACCAGGACCAAGAUCAGGACCAGGACCAGGACCAGAACCAGAACCAAGACCAGGUACCAGAAACUGAACUGGACCUGGCUCCCCAAGGAGCCACAGAGGAAGUUCCUGAGAGCGGCCAGCAGGGGGAGCCAGAGGAGGGGAAAGAAGAGAUGACAGUGGUGGAGGAGGGGAAGUGACAUCAUCACAGUGCUUCCCCUUGGACUCUGAUGAUCCGCUGCACGGGGUCAAACCACAGAAGAAGAAUCAGGACAGGCUGGACUGUGAUUGGACUGCUGCUUAGGUGGGCGGAGCCAGACUAACAUGCUGGGGCCAAUCAGAGGAAGAUUCUGGUUCUGGCUGCUGGGCUCUGGAGGAGCUUCAGGAAGUUUGGUUGCCUUGGCAACGACUCGGUCCUCUACCCCCUCCUGGUGGAAGUUUGUCACUGCAGCCUCAUAACAGCCAUGAAGCUCGACCACAACCAGAACCGGGUCACCCUGAACAUCUGGACUUUCUGAUGGUGGAGAAACAUUUGAAUGAGCCAAUCACUAUUGAGCUGCUGCAUCAUUUCCUGUUUCACUGACGUAGCCAAUCACAUGUCGUUACUUUGGUGGAAAAUUACUUAAAUCUGGAAAGUGUCAUUUCUAUUUCCUGCUGUACUGUAAGGGGGCGGAGCCCCGGACAGUUUGGACCAAUCAGAUGAGAGAAUAUUUAACUUUGUAUGUUCAUAUUUUACUGUUCCCAUAGAGAUGGAGAAAUGUAGUAUUUAACAGCUGUGACGUAGUCAUGGUGCCUCUGUGACGUCACAGUUUCCAUGGAGAUGUGUAGUGAGUCACUUUGCUACUGCUGUGAAAACGAAUUAAAACUGCUGAUGUGAGAUCU